Molecule: messenger RNA, 1751 nt
Organism: Glycine soja
Lineage: Eukaryota; Viridiplantae; Streptophyta; Magnoliopsida; Fabales; Fabaceae
Product: cyclin-D2-1-like
Exons: 6
Coding region: 210-1250 (346 amino acids)
Biological process (GO): mitotic cell cycle phase transition; regulation of cyclin-dependent protein serine/threonine kinase activity
Cellular component (GO): cytoplasm; cyclin-dependent protein kinase holoenzyme complex; nucleus
Molecular function (GO): cyclin-dependent protein serine/threonine kinase regulator activity
Source: RefSeq, a predicted model, not a curated record
GCCAAGUUUCCUACAUAACGUUGUCCCCUUCCCCACCCUCUUCUUUCAUCCUCCACUCAACUUUUCUCUCAAUCCUCUAAGUGUCUUCUACCCAAUAGAUUUUUUCAUUUUUAUGUGCAUAAAGUUUUCUUCUUUCAAUCCAUCUAUUGAAGCACUAGUUUCACAAGGUUUCUAUUGAUUCUUUUUUUAUACCAUUUUGAGGUCUAGCAAUGGAAGGGAGCAUUGACCCUGCAACCUCAAGCCUUCUGUGUCUGGAAAACAAUGACAUGUGCUUUGAUGAUUUUGAUUGUAAUGUUGCAGAUGAAUCUCCUUCAUUGGACCACAAAAAUCUUAACUUUAACAAUCAGUAUCUGAUUAAGGACAAUCAUCAUGGAUCGGAACAUUUGUUGGAUUUUUCUGUACAGAGCGAUGAAACUGUUUUGGGUUUGGUUGGGAGGGAGAAGGAAAAUUUGCCCCAAGAUGGUUACCUCAAGAGACUUCUUAGUGGGGACUUGGACUUGAGUGUUAGGAAGGAGGCUCUUGAUUGGAUUUGGAAGGCUCAUGCAUACUUUGACUUUGGACCCUGUAGCUUAUGUCUAUCUGUUAACUACUUGGAUCGGUUCCUAUCAGUAUAUGAAUUACCAAGAGGCAAAAGUUGGAGUAUGCAACUGUUAGCUGUAGCAUGUUUGUCAAUUGCUGCCAAAAUGGAGGAGAUUAAAGUGCCUCCUUGUGUAGAUUUACAGUUUGCAUUUGAAGCUAAAGACAUUCAAAGAAUGGAACUACUGGUGUUAAGCACAUUGAGAUGGAAAAUGCAAGCUUCAACUCCAUUUUCCUUCCUAGAUUACUUCCUCAGGAAGAUCACUUGUGACCAAGUUAUAGUAAAGUCAUCCAUUUUAAGAUCAGUAGGACCCAUCCUUAACAUAAUUAAAUGUAUCAAUUUCUUGGAAUUCAGGCCCUCUGAAAUUGCUGCAGCAGUGGCAAUUUCUGUAUCAAGGGAAAUGCAAGCAGAAGAGAUUGACAAGACCUUAACAUGUUUUUUCAUUGUAGGGAAGGAAAGAAUUUUGAAGUGUCUUGAAUUGAUCAAAGAUUUGUCCUUGAUCCAAGAUUCUGCUAACUUAGGCACCAACUUAGCAUCAUUUGUACCCCAAAGCCCUAUUGGGGUGCUGGAUGCUGCAUGCUUGAGCUCUAUAAGUGAUGAAUUAACAGUUGGAUCAUAUACAGAUUCAUCCCUUAAUACUCCAAAUUCUAAGAGGAGGAGGAAAUCUGACUAAACCCUUCUGAUGGGACAUUCAAGUCAUGAAAUUUUAAUUUAUUUCCUUCACUAAAGUUCAUUUGGUUUGGUGGUUGAAUAAGAGUUUAGUGUGGUCUUUCAGGCAGUUGGUAACACACUCAAUGAAGGUGUGUGUCUUGGGUGGAUAAGAUGGAAAUUUAAGCACUUUCAUGCUUAUAGCAUGAAAAGGAGGUGUUGCUAGUAGGUUAUAGAAACAGCUGCGGAGAGAUAUUGUGGAUGGGAGAGGAAAUUUUGAUGAAACAACGUGUUGAUGAAGCAAAGCAUGUCAAGUGGUAAUAAUUAAUAUUUGGACAGAAUAUAGCUAUUCUUAUUUAUGUCCUAACUUUUCAUUUUUCGGGAAAGAGAAUGAAAUAUAAUUUGAGAUUUUUUUAUUUAUUUUGUGUUGUGUGCGAAUUCUGGAGGAAAGAUUGAAUUUUUGCGUGUUGUCCAAUUAAACAACAAAAAAAGUAUAAAUAAAAGGAAAGGCCUUACUUUCCGGUUA